This is a messenger RNA of Ipomoea triloba (trilobed morning glory), 1476 nucleotides long. Its product is annotated as probable GMP synthase [glutamine-hydrolyzing]. Lineage: Eukaryota; Viridiplantae; Streptophyta; Magnoliopsida; Solanales; Convolvulaceae. Gene Ontology annotation, molecular function: DNA-3-methyladenine glycosylase activity. The record is from RefSeq and is a predicted model, not a curated record. The transcript is spliced from 4 exons. Gene Ontology annotation, biological process: base-excision repair. Bases 146 to 1141 code for a protein of 331 amino acids.
CUUCUUCCUCUCUACACUGCACCAUUUUCUCUCACUUCUCUUCAGCUCCAUUUCCGAUUUUAGCCCUAGAGAUUCCUCUAUUUCCCUAUCCGUCACAAGCCGCCCGGCGUUUGUUCUCCGAGCUUGAAUCAAUUUGCGUUUAGCAAUGUCGCCGACGACGACGGAGGUGAAAACGGCGGUGGAAAGGAGAGAAAUACUCGGACCGGCGGGGAACCGGGUCCGGGAGGUGGAGGAGCAGCAGAAGAAGAAAGAUGGAGUGAAGAAAGCCGAGAGAGGUAAGAAAUUGGGCGCUGAAAGUCCGAAACCCGGCCCGGUGGUGGUUCGGAGCACCGGGGCAGUGGAUAGGUCCGCCGCCUCUUCUUGCGGCGGCUCGACGUUGAAGAAGUUGAAUUCGAAGGGAAGAGUUAACGGAAAUGCGAAUAAACCGGCGAAGGUUGUUCCCGACGGAGCUGUGGCUAUGUCGCCGCCAAUGGCUCCGGUCCCACUCAAACGUUGUGAUUGGAUAACUCCAAACACAGAGCCACAUUAUGCUUGCUUUCAUGAUGAAGAAUGGGGAGUUCCAGUUCACGACGACGCGAAGCUAAUCGAGCUUCUUGUUUUAUCACAAGCAUUGGCUGAGCUUACCUGGCCAGUAAUCCUUGACAGGAGAGAUGCACUCAGGAGGCUGUUUAACAGCUUUGAUCCAUCCUAUGUGGCAAAUCUUGAUGAGAAGAAGCUGAUAGCUAACGGGAACAGAUUGCUGUCUGAAGCAAAGCUUCGCGCCAUUGUAGAGAACGCUAAGCAGCUGCUGAAGAUUCAAUCGGAGUUUGGAUCUUUUAGCAACUACUGCUGGCGUUUUGUGAACCAUCAACCUCUACGAGGGAGGUUCCAGUACGCACGCCAGAUACCAGCUAAAACACCGAAAUCUGAGUUCAUAAGCAAGGAUUUAAUGCGGAGAGGCUUCUGCUGCGUGGGGCCUACUGUGAUAUAUUCGUUCAUGCAGGCAGCGGGGCUAGUUAAUGAUCAUCUCAUUACCUGCUUCAGAUAUAAUGAAUGCAGCAGCAAUAGCGUCGUGAAAUCAAAACCAAUGCUUGAAAAGGGUGUUGCCCGAGGAGAACCUGAAGAAAAAACGGGCACAGCAAAGCAGUCAUUGAACAUGUGAAGGUAUGAAGUAAAGUGCUGAACUUAAAAAUUGACAGUUUGAGUAGCAGAAACAAUCUAGUUUAGCAUUAACAGUGUUUAACCCAGGAAUUCAUUGAUUCAAUCCUCCAUCGCGAUAUAAUUUAACCGAGUGAAGUCUAGGAAUAGCAAGAAAACUACGGCUUCAUGGUUUCAUUAUCCAUUGUGUAUUUGUGUCAAUACUUUGAUUGAAUUUCUCAUAUGUAUAAGCAGUGUAUGUUGUUCAUGUCUGUCAGUAUUUUGAACCCUUGUAUUAUAUGUAUGUAUGUUGAGCUCAUUCAUUAAACUUAUCAAAGAAUUUGUAUGUUUGUACUUCUA